Molecule: messenger RNA, 1583 nt
Organism: Salvia miltiorrhiza (redroot sage)
Lineage: Eukaryota; Viridiplantae; Streptophyta; Magnoliopsida; Lamiales; Lamiaceae
Product: growth-regulating factor 4-like
Exons: 2
Coding region: 842-1318 (158 amino acids)
Source: RefSeq, a predicted model, not a curated record
AAGCUCAAAACUGAUUAUGCUUCACAAUCUAGUUUUAACUCUGAAAAUUUUGUGCAUCGAAUUGAUUUCCCUAAAUUCAGUGGUGACAAUCCUAGAGGAUGGAUUCUUAAAUGCAACACAUAUUUUAAGUUGACUGCUGCCAUAUCUGAUGAAAAUAUGGUUCAACUUGUUGUUCAUAACUUUGAGGGGAAAGCAUUACAGUGGUUACAGAAUUUUGGUUGUGAGAAUCUCUUCUCUCUUAGCUGGGAGCAGUUUAUGGAUGUUGUAGCUACGAGGUUUGAGGACUUGAAUGAGGGAAGGAUUGUUAUGGAGUUUAAAAACCUCAAGCAACAUGGUACCUAUGAUGAGUAUGUGGAGAAGUUUGAAGAGUUGAGGGCUUGUCUCUUACUUAGUAACAACAUGAACUACUCUGAAGAGUAUUUCAUGGCCACUUUUAUCAGUGGACUUUCUGAAGAAAUGCAAAGGUUCAUGCUAUUGUUUAAGCCUAAGACUUUGAGUGAGGCAAUAGAUAUGGGGCAUAAACAAAUUUCAACACUUGAGGCUAUAGCUAAAAGGGUGAAACCUCCUCCUAGGAAUUUCCAGAACCAAUGAUUGGGGUGUAAAAGGCCAGAGGAAGGAACACCUACCAAGCCGAGUGUACCAAGCAACAAUAGAACUCCUAUCAAAAUACUCACUCCAACUGAAAUGGCAGUCAGGAAGGAGAAAGGGUUAUGUUUCAAUUGGGAUGAAAAGUUUUUUGUGGGACACAAGUGCAAAAACAGGUUAUUUUAUAUGGAGAUGACUGAGGCACAAGAACUAGCCUACUUACAACAUGAGGAAGAUACUAUGGAGCUAAUCUUAGAUGAAAAAGAACCUAUGGAAGAAGUGCAAAUCAAUAUGCACUCUAUGUUUCUCACUCGAAGCAUCUACAAGUGUUGGAAGUCUGGGCUUAGGCUCGAGUGCAGGAGAUGGCACAUGGCGACUCAUGUCUUCUCAAGUCUCUUCGAGCUCUAUAAUAAAGCAAAAAUAUGAUUCACAGUUGCUCGGCCCAUCCUCCACUCAACAAAACAUACCUCACAGAUUUGAGCCUAUCUUACAGCAAAGGCAGCACUGCUUUUUGGGUAGUGAGAUUGGUUCCCCAGUCCUUGCAAAGCAGGAACAACAACAUCCUAUUCAUCCUUUCUUUAGUGAGUGGCCCACGACUAAGGAAUCGUGGUCCACUCUCGAUGAUGAUGAUGGUUUCAGCAAAAACUUCUUCUCCUCUACCCAGCUGUCCAUAUCAAUUCCGAGGGCGUCUACCAAUUUUUCUUCGAGUGGGUACUCCACACAGGAUGCUUGAAGGAGGAAGAGCUUGACUAUUACGACACCAUUUUGUGGCUGUUGCACGCCGCUUGAUUGAGGGUGUGUUUCGAGGAUUUGUUUGCUUGUAUGAGAUUCAUGUUGUCGACUUGAUAUUAGCUCAUUCUCUUAGGCUACUCGGUAUGUUUUAAAAUCAGAUUGCUUGCUCGAAUUCGGCUUCCUGAAUAAGUUUAUUGUUAGCCUCUUCUGUCUUGGUUAGAACUAAUGGCCCUAAUAAAAAGUUUCGUGUUAGGUUUAUACUGCUA